Messenger RNA from Pneumocystis carinii B80, 758 nucleotides. RefSeq lists its product as hypothetical. The record is from RefSeq and is a predicted model, not a curated record. The coding region runs from base 45 to 725 and encodes 226 amino acids. Gene Ontology annotation, biological process: DNA-templated transcription; DNA-templated transcription initiation. Gene Ontology annotation, cellular component: RNA polymerase I complex. Lineage: Eukaryota; Fungi; Ascomycota; Pneumocystomycetes; Pneumocystales; Pneumocystaceae. The transcript has 3 exons.
UACGAGCAGAUCUUAGGCUUAAGAAAGGAUAAAAAAGUGAAGAAAUGACAAAAGAACAUAAGAAAUCUAAGAAAAGAAGACGUAGUGAGGUAGAUGAUAAUGAAGAGGAAAAAAAAACGGGAAAAAAAGGUGAAAAGAAGGAGAAAAAAGAAAAGUUAUUAGAAAAGUCAAGAUUAAAACCAAAAAAUCCAUUUUAUACAUAUAAAAUCGAGUUAUAUGUCUCAAUUCCUCCUAUUUAUUCAGGAUCACCGAUGAAGGGGGUUGAAUAUUAUCUUGAUACAAUGAUUUUGAACUAUUUUCCAGAUAUACAAGGAAUUAUGCUUGCAUAUAGGAAUUGUGAGUUUAUAGAAGAAGCGGCAAAGAUAUAUUAUGAAAGUCCAUUUGCAUUUUCAUGGGUUCGAUUUGAAAUGUUAGUAUGGAAGGUUAAAAGAGGGGAUUAUUUAGAGGGUAUAAUUAAUAUGCAAUCACCAUCACAUAUUGGUCUUUUAGUAAGUGGAUUUUUUAAUGCUUCUAUACCAAAAAAUGGGAUUCCAAAGACAUGGUUUUAUCAAGAAAUUAUGUCACAAAAAGAAGUAGAACAAAAUAAGAAUGGAUAUUGGAUAGAUGAAGAUAAGAAAGUAAUUAAGAUUGGGGAUAGAUUAUCAUUUUGGACAGUCAAACUUGAAACUAUUGGAGAUAUCGUUAGUAUAGAAGGUAGAAUACAAAAUGAAAAAAUGUAUAAAUGAUAUAAUAUAUUAUAAAAAUAUUUGAAAUAGAUA